Messenger RNA from Chlorocebus sabaeus (green monkey), 3479 nucleotides. Lineage: Eukaryota; Metazoa; Chordata; Mammalia; Primates; Cercopithecidae. The record is from RefSeq and is a predicted model, not a curated record.
GGCUGUGGGUGGGGCUGGGUGGGCCUGGCAGGCACUGACCAUGGCUGGGAAGUCCCAGCUGUUGGUCACUCGCUCGGGCCACUCUGGAGGCCCGAUGGCCAGGGCCCGGCUCUGAGGGCCCCACGGGCCAGCUUCUCAGGUGGCUGCGUUCUUCCUGGGCCAAGGCUGCGUGCUCAGCAGGUGUGCCCAGGGCUGGGAUCAGGCCCAGAGCAGGAGGUGCCGAACAUGGUAUGGGCUCAGCUGGUCGGGGAAGGCUUCUCACGGGAGGAGCCAUUUCUGCUGAGCCUUCAAUGAGUUGACAACUGAAGAAGAAGGGGCCGAGCUCACUGUAGGCAGAGUGCAAAGGUGUGGAGGAGAGUCCCCCUCUCAACAGGAAAACCCAAGUGCUGUUGGGGAGGUUGGUCGACGACCGCUCUAACUGCUAGGCAAGAUUCUUAUGACUGAUCCUAGGAGGCAGCAUCGAGGGGGCCUGGAAAGGAGAGCGGCUCGGAGGCUGUGAUCAGGUGAAGGUGGAUUGCAGGCUGUGCUCUGGGGUGAGAGGGGUAGAUGGACAGAGGCUGCCAGGCCAGUGCAGGAGGGCCACAUCAUCACAGGGACAAUGCCGAGUGCCCACUGAGCGGAUAGAUGGUGACGGCAGGUGGUGCGAGGCAUCUGAACCCCGAGGUCCUGAAAUCCAGGGGUGGAUGCGGCGUGUGCCGAACCGAACCGUUCUCUUCACGACACCCCUGCCUGGCUGGGCGCCAGCCCCCAUGCCAAGCACGGAGGGGCACCAGGGAAAGAGAGGGGAAUGGAGGCUGGGACAGAUGGCGCCCUAAAGUGUGUGGGUCACGUCCGAAUCAGGCAGCGUCCCUGAACCCUGGCGCUGGGGGAAGUCGACAACCUGUGGCCAGGGCGGGGCUGAUAAGCCCCAUCAAUCACCUGGCUGCCUCUCCCACCCGGCCUCCAUCCAGCUGCUUAGAAGGAAGCUCUCCUGCUGCCAAGAUGCCAUCGCCACAGACAGAGACUCCUGGGCUGGAGCUGCAAAGUCCCAAGGAGGCUGAGGAGUCGCAGACUCCAGCUCAGGGCUCCCGGCGAACAAGCAGCAGGAAAGAGCCCAAUGCCCACUGCAAGGAUGGCACAAGACUGGGCCUGGGCACCUUGAGGCAGGCCUUCUCCCGGGCCAGCCAACGGGCUUUGACCCAGGUCUCCAAGGAGGAUACGGGCCUGUUCCGGCAAAGCUCCUGCUCCCUGUUCCGGUCCUUCCGGCAAGCCCUGGAUGAGGGCCCAGCUGCCGGCCAUUUCCAGGCCACUCCUGAGGUGCCCUCGAGGGUCAUGAAUGGUGUCAGCCAGCAGGCAUCCACUGGGGCAGCAUCUGAGGAACUGAAACCUGAGGCAGAAGGCAAAUCCGUGGCCGACCUCAUUACUGAACGGCAACUGCUGGCGGCCUUCGAACAGCUUCUGCGCCUGGAGACACGGCUGGUGGCGGAGAAGGCCUCACGCACCUUUGAGCAGGACCCUACGGCCUUCGCGCGGCGCGCCAUGGACGUGUGCCUGCAUUACGACGGGCUGGCAGCCGAGCUCAGCGCCAUCGUGGGCGAAACGCUGGGCAGCGACGGCGUGGACGCGGCCGUGCUGGCCGAGGUGGCCCGCGUGGUGAACGCAGAGGAGGAGGCCCACCCCUCGCCCCCCGACGACGGCGACUUCCUGCGCACGCCGCGCCACUGGCGCCAGCACUGGGAGGAGGCGGUGCGGCGGAGCGCCCAGGAGCGCGUGCGGCGGCCGGGCGCGGGGUGUUCCUCUGCGGCGGCGGAGGGCGCCUCGGGUCUGGCCCAGCUUCUGGCAGAGCUGGGCGUAUUGGUUCGCCGCGAUCUGCAGAAGGUGCGGCAGGAGGUGCAGCCCGCUUACGCGGCGGCCGGCUUUCCGGCGUGGGAAGUCUAUCUUCGCGCCUUCCACAGCGCGGUGGCCCAGCGCCUCCAGGAACUCGCGCACGACGCCCGCGGCUGCGAGCAGCUGUAUGUCCUGCUGGACUGGGCCGCCAACGUCUACGGCAGUCCUGACUUCCUGGGCCCCCCGGGCCUGACGCUGCCCGCCGAGCCCCUGCCCCCGCUCCUGGCGCCCGACGUGUGGGCCCGACUGGAGAGCGACUACACCAGCUUCCUGGAGGCCAAGAUCACAAGCUGCUUCGACAACAUCUUGCAGCUGGAGCAGAGUCACUGGGCAGCCGCCAAGGACCCCGAGGUGCUGCAGGGCCUUUACCGGGCGCCGCUCUCCAUGGACGUCCACAUGCUCGUGGCUGAGCACGUGAAGGCGGCCGGCGCCAUCUCCGCGGAGCUGGAGGCCACCACCCUGCGAAUCUGCACGCGGGCGCUCGGCCUCUUCGUGCCCAGGUUUGAAAAGGCUUUUCUGGCGUCAGAGGCGGUGAGCGAGCCCCACCUGUGCGCCUACAUCAACGCCUGCGAGGAGCUCAGGACCAGUAUUCUCUCUAGGUUCCCAGGAACUCAAGAGGAGCUGGAGAAGCCCCUGGUGGCGGCCACCUGCAGCUUCCAGAAGCACCUGCUUCAGGGCUUGCAGCGUGAGUUGCAGCCGCUUUUCAGGGUUGUGUGCACCAGGGACUGGCUGACGCAGGACUGGCUGCGUCCCCUCAUGGACAAGGUAGUGAGGUUCACCGGGCAUCUCCAGCGUGUGGCCCAGCCACGGGCACAGGAGACUCUGCAGGAGGUGCACCGGUUUGUGGUCCGUGAGUACCUGGCACAGGCGCUGAGGCCACGGAAGCGGUUCUGGGCCAUGGAGCGCAUGCGUGGCUCCCAGAAGAUGAGCCUGGAUGCCCAGGCCAUCAGCGACACCUUCCAGGGCCUGGGUUCCGAGGCCACAUGGUUGGACCAAGCCAUCCAGUGCGUGGCCGAGAUCCUGGGCGAGACUUACAAAGACGACAUCCAGCGGCACCUGGAGACUCUCAUCCGGAGCUACCCCGACAUCCGGCGGGACCACAUACUGGCCAUUCUGGCGCUGCGCCGACUGGGCUGCCGGCGGAACCAGCGUCUCUUGCAGCACACCCAAGACCUGCUGAGAGCUGCAGCUGGGGUGGUGGGUGCGGAGGCCCCCCGGGGCCGUGUGCUCUUUGAGGAGAUCAAGGUGCCUAGUGCCAUGGCUGUGCGGAUCACCUGUAUCUAGUUCUCUCUGGCUCGAGAGCGGGCCGGCCGCCGGCAGGGGGCUGUGGUCAGUGGGGGUCAGCCAGGAGCCCAGGGAGUCACUCUGGGCCCUGCCCCCAACUCUGACACUGCAGUUAGGGAAUUUUCGUCGUCAGCAGCCAAGCACAGCUGUCUGGCCAGAAGGAGCAGCCGUGCAGAAGGCAUUUCAGGCGUUGGUCGGGAGUGUUUUGGGGCCACAGAGCUCUCAGUGCUGCCUGUCAUGGGGAGCCUCCCGCCCGACUGUCCGGCUUCACCCUCCAGUCUGAAAGUGAAGAGCAGAGUAUUUAUUUAAAAAAUAAAUGUGAAUUAAAA